Molecule: messenger RNA, 2046 nt
Organism: Ailuropoda melanoleuca (giant panda)
Lineage: Eukaryota; Metazoa; Chordata; Mammalia; Carnivora; Ursidae
Gene: TRA2A
Product: transformer 2 alpha homolog
Exons: 8
Coding region: 186-1031 (281 amino acids)
Molecular function (GO): RNA binding
Source: RefSeq, a predicted model, not a curated record
GGCCAGAAGGUUUCUGGCGGGGCCGGCGCCAUCUUGCCGGAGCCUGCGACCGAGUGGGAGUGGAGCGGAGCGGCCGUUGUUGCCGACUCUUUCCUCCUCCCCACGGUCCAGUCAGCGGUGAUUAGGCCAUCGGCCCUCAAGCCGAGACUUGUCUCUUAUUUAGUUCUGGGGAGCGCCUGGCCGACAUGAGUGAUGUAGAGGAGAACAACUUCGAGGGCAGAGAGUCUCGCUCUCAGUCAAAAUCUCCAACGGGAACUCCUGCUCGUGUAAAAUCGGAGAGCAGGUCAGGAUCUCGUAGUGCAUCAAGGGUUUCCAAACAUUCAGAAUCUCAUUCUCGAUCAAGAUCAAAAUCCAGGUCGAGGUCAAGGAGGCAUUCUCAUAGACGUUACACUCGAUCCAGAUCCCAUUCUCACUCUCAUAGGAGACGAUCUCGAAGUAGGUCAUAUACACCAGAAUACCGGCGUCGAAGAAGCCGAAGUCAUUCUCCAAUGUCUAACCGGAGAAGACAUACAGGCAGCAGGGCAAAUCCAGAUCCCAACACUUGUCUUGGAGUGUUUGGCCUCAGUUUAUACACAACAGAGAGAGAUCUUCGUGAAGUAUUUUCUCGAUAUGGACCAUUGAGUGGUGUCAAUGUGGUUUAUGAUCAGCGAACUGGACGAUCACGAGGAUUUGCUUUUGUUUAUUUUGAAAGAAUAGAUGACUCAAAGGAGGCUAUGGAAAGGGCAAAUGGAAUGGAGCUGGACGGUAGAAGAAUUCGAGUGGAUUAUUCUAUUACCAAGAGAGCGCACACACCUACACCUGGCAUCUACAUGGGCAGACCAACUCAUAGUGGCGGUGGCGGUGGUGGCGGUGGUGGCGGUGGUGGAGGAGGUGGCAGGCGUCGAGAUUCUUACUAUGAUAGAGGAUAUGAUCGUGGGUAUGACAGAUAUGAAGACUAUGAUUACCGGUACAGAAGAAGAUCACCUUCUCCUUACUAUAGUCGGUACAGAUCACGAUCGAGAUCUCGUUCCUACAGCCCAAGACGCUAUUGAUAAACAGAAUGGUUGCAGAUGAGGACAUCUUUUUUUUUUUUUUUCGUGUGUGUGUGUGUGUGUGUGUGUGUGUGUUGGUUUGAUUUGGUUUUGGGUUUUUUGUUUGGUUUGGUUUUGGGUUUUGGUUUUGUUUUUUGUUUAAUUCUGGAUUUCCCCAAGCUUCUAAUCCUUCUUACUUCUUAAAAAGAAUCCUUAAAAAAAACAACAACAACAACUUUGGUUUAUUCACCAUCUACACUUUGUUGGUUGUAUUGCUCUUUCCACCCCUUUUAGUAUACUCUUAAAGAUGUAAUUGUUGUCAUUUUGAGCAGUUAAACAUCUUAAGAAUGAAAAAAGGAACCCCCAGUGUUAUGCUUUGUAGAUGAUUUUUAUUUCUUUCUUUUUUCUUUUUUUCCCUUUUUUCUUUCUUUCUUUUUUUUCUUUGCUUUCACAGAAAAUUAACUCCUGGCUAAUCAAAUGAGGAAAGAAAUUAUCUUUUUAAAGCUUCUUUUGUGUUAGUUAUUGUUAGACAUUGUAUUAGAGACCUCCAUUUACAACGAACUCCUUUUUUAACUUUCUCUUUUGGGGAAGGUAGUAAGUAACACAUAAAGUAGUUCAGUCAUGUCAAGUUUGGGGUGGCAUGGAGCAGUCAAAUAGUUGAGUGUCGAAAGUUUGAAGCUAUAGAAGAAAACUCUUGGUCAUUUCUUUUGAAGAAUGAAAUUUUUGAACCCUAAAAAUUACGUCAUUUUUUUUUUUAGAGAUGAAAAAGCUUGUGGACUCCUACAAAACAUGUAUUUAAAAUACAUCUGUUAAAUCUUAGUGUGAUUUUUGUGUUGAAUUUAUUGAAAUUUAAGUAUUCCCUUAAUCAGUGAAGGACAACUCAUUAUUUAUUACUUAGAGCAAUUGUAUACUUUGCUGUUAGAAAUUUAGGUAUUGGGGCAAUGGUUAAGCAGGCUGUUAUUGUAUAGUAUAGAGUCCUUAGAAGAUACGUGUGAGGAAAAGUCUCCUUUCAAAUAAAACUUAAUUUCUUUGAAAA